Messenger RNA from Prosopis cineraria, 3623 nucleotides. RefSeq lists its product as uncharacterized. The record is from RefSeq and is a predicted model, not a curated record. The transcript has 5 exons. Bases 1476 to 3377 code for a protein of 633 amino acids. NCBI's taxonomy places the organism in Eukaryota, Viridiplantae, Streptophyta, Magnoliopsida, Fabales, Fabaceae.
AGCAGCCAUAAAUAGUCUCAUUGACUCCUCACUAUUGAUUAUGCAUUCUCCAGAGAUCAACAAACAUGAGCAAGAAUAUGUGACAAUGCAUGACAUGGUUCGCGAUGUAGCUUUGUGGAUAGCAUCUAAACAGGAUCAUACGAUUAAGGUAAACUAUACAAAAGAGCUGAAUGAAUUUCUUGAUAAUGAAGCAAUAAAAGAUUUCUAUGCUAUAGCUUCAUGGUAUGACUUGAAUGGAUUACUUCAAUUUCCUUCUCGAUUGGAUGCUCCAAAGCUUGAGAUUUUAUUGUUUGAUUCAUCAACAACCUUUGAUUUAUCACUUGCAUCAUUUGAAGGUACAAAAGAACUCAAGGUUUUUGCUGUGAUUCAUAGAUAUAGCUAUCCUUCUCUGAUGAAAAAGCCUCAAUCAAUCCAACAAUUGUCUAAUCUUCGAACCCUAAGGUUGCAACAUUGGGAUUUAGGUGAUAUCUCUUUUGUGGUAAGCCUUACAAGACUUGAAAUUCUUGACUUGAAAGGUAGUGAAUUUGAAAAACUACCAAAUGGAAUUGAAAAGUUAAACAAGCUGAAAAUGUUAGAUUUGUCAAGGUGUAAAAUAGAUGAGUGUUGUUAUAAAGUAAUCGGAAGGUGCUCGCAUCUAGAAGAGCUAUAUGUUUAUCCACAUUUUUCGCAUCUAGAAAACAUAAAUUGCUUUGAAUACCUUCAGGGUGUCCCUGCUUUAACGAAAUUGAAAAGGUACAAGUUAGAAAUGGGGAAACUCACCGAAAAUGCCAGAUUUUUUUGGAGAGAAGAAAGAAGAUCUUUAUGCUUGGGUCAUCCAAAUAUCUCAAUGUCAAGUGCGCUAAUCAAAGAUAUUGUACAAAGAGCAACUGCAAUUCAAUUUUAUAAGCUUCUGGGAGGUUGCAAAAGCUUCAUUCCUAAUAUGGUCCAAGCUAUGGGAGGCAUGAAUGAGUUAACUAAACUUCAUCUUCAAUGCUGUUCAGAGAUGGAAUGCAUUGCUGAUGAAACUACUCUUAUGAAGAUGUGGUUGUCUCAAGAUUGGGUGAGUUGACACUGAAUGAUAUGGGUAAUCUAAAACAACUAUGUUGUGGUCCUUCUCUUGUUAGCAUGUUCCAAAAGCUGGAAAGUCUAGGUAUAUUCAACUGCCCUCAAUUGCUCCACAUAUUCCCUGUUGACUGCAACUUAAGAAAUCUUAAGUUUCUCGAUAUUGUUGAAUGUCCGAUGUUGACAUCUCUGUUCCCUGUCUCUGUUGCUUGUACUCUGUUAUCCCUAGAGAAGCUCUAUAUUGAAAACUGCAUUGAAUUGAAGCAUUUAAUUGAGGUAGAGACUGGUGGUGAUCAAAAUGAAAUUCAAAUAGUGCUUCCUCCUUGGAACGUCUUCAGCUUCAAAAUCUUCCAAAUCUUGUUGGAAUUUGUUCAAAAAGGUGUCAACCAAGGUUCUCAUCUAUAAAGGAAGUAUCAUUGAUAAACUGUCCAAAUAUGGAAUUGCAGGAACUUAAAAUGCAUCAACUGAGGAAUGAAGAAUACAAGCCAUUGGCAGCCAUAGAACGGAUUAAUCUUUGCAAUUGUGAAGUAGAAUCCAUUUUUCAAUAUCAGACUAGGAUUGGAGAUCAAACUCCAAAAUUCCAAUACCUUAAAAUGUUGACUUUGAAAGAAUGUGCAAGAUUGAAAUUUGUCUUCUUUGCUCCAAUCUGCCAAGGCCUUCCAGAGUUAUCUGAUGUAUCCAUAUCUGACUGUGAGGAGUUGGAGGCAAUUUUUUUAGGGAAUGAAGAGUCUGACGAGAAUGCAUCCAUAACUGAAGCUUGCUUGCUGAAAUUGAGGAGUUUGGAAAUUAAAAAGUGCAACAAGCUGAAAUUCAUUUUAUCUUUCAUUACCAAUAAUGCUACCACUUCAAUGCUUCCACAACUAAGCACCCUGACUAUAUCAGAUUCUUCUCAGCUGGAAGAAGUUUUCAGGUGCUUUAAUAUUGAAGACUAUGACAUUGACGGUGAAAGGGAGAUUGUGUUCCCAAGCUUGAAAGAUAUAACACUUGGGAAGCUUCCAAGACUUGUUAAUGUUUGCAAAGGGUUUAAGAUGCACUUAGGGGCGUCUUGCACGGUUGGCCUGUAUGAUUGCCCAAAAUUUAUGUCAAUUAUGAGAGCAACAAUUGAUUGGAAUGAAAAGAGAAUUGAAAGGAAGUGUGUGUUGAGAUACAGCCAAUUAAAUAAUAAUGAAGCUCUCAAUCUUCCACUCUCUAUUCUAGUUACUAGAAAGAAGCUUGUUAUUCAAAGUUCUGCUGUUGUUGAAGAUACAUUUGCAGUUAUUGGUGAUGAUGACCAAGAAGAAAUUGAGAACUCAGAAAUGUUGAAAUCUGAACAACAGAUGCUCAGAGGUCUUGUUCCCACACAAGUUUUGAUCUUUCAAUAUCUACAUUCCUUGGAAAUGAUUCAAUGUAAAAAGUUAAAGUUUUUAUUCUUAGUAAGCACCAUUGUCAACAACAGCCUUCCAAAUUUGAGUUCCCUAAUCUUAUCUGAUUGUGAGGAAUUGGAGGUGAUUUUUGGACAUAGUAAUGAAGAUAAUGCCAACUGCAGUGAAAAAAUUGUGCUUUCAACCUUAAGGAAAAUAAAGCUUCAAAAUUUACCAAAUUUUAUCAAUGUUUGUCAAGGGAUGCAGAUUCAAGUGCAACUGGAUGACAUAAGAAUAUGGAACUGCCCCAAAUUUCUUGAUUCAAGUUUAGGAUCAGCUCUUCAACAAAUGGAAACAAUAUCGUUGCAGUUCCCCCAAGCUUCUAUAGAAAAUUCAGGUUUUCAAACUGCAACAGAUGUAAAAAGACAGUUAUCUAUAAAUAAAGAAAAAGGGAUGAUCUUGACCUCAAGAGUAGAACAUUUGUCUUUGAAGGAUUCAGAGAGCCUCAUGUAUUUAUGGGAGGGUUCCACUGUCAUUAGCUUCCAAACUCUGAAGCAGUUAUUUGUCAAUGGAUGCAAGAAAUUGAAGUGUAUCUUUCCCAGCACUGUCAUCAAAAGCCUACCAUGUUUGUGGUAUCUACAUAUUGAAGGAUGUGAAGAGUUGGAGGAAAUAAUGUCAUCAGAGCCUCUCUUUCCAAAUGCUUCCUCUUCUUCCUUCUGUUUCCCAAAACUUCAAAGCCUUGAUGUAAUUAAAUGCAGAAAGUUGAAGUGGCUCUUCCCCUCUCUGCCCUCUACUCAACAUCUUCCGCUGUUGGGACAUCUGACGAUAAAACAUUGCUGUCAGGUAGAGGGACUUUUCAAAUGUGAAGUUGAAAUUCAAGAGGAAGGGUUCUACAACAACCUACUUCCAAAGCUACCAUAUCUUAUAGUUGAUGAUUGCCCCAUGUUCUCUGAAACCACACUCGCUGCUCUUCAAAGCUCCACACGCAGAUGGUGAAGCUUCAGAUGAUGAUAAUCGUUUCUCUUACUAUUACGGAGGAGGAUAUGAAUGUGAUAAUGCAAUUAAGCCUUGCUAUAUAUGUAUAGGCCUUGUAAGUUAGUAUUUGCCUCUGUUUAAUGUAAUCAAAUAUCUGUGGAUUACUGGCGUCCAAUAUUUAUAACAUUCGUUUUGACAUAAAGAUACAUUGUAUUCAUGUUGGAAUAACGUUAUGUGAAAAUUGAAGGACACGUUUUUCAUUAUCAA